Molecule: messenger RNA, 4803 nt
Organism: Caenorhabditis sp. 36 PRJEB53466
Lineage: Eukaryota; Metazoa; Nematoda; Chromadorea; Rhabditida; Rhabditidae
Source: the annotation of a GenBank genome assembly
AUGCGUCGAUAUAAAGUGAGUAGUCUUAUUACAAAAAUGCAGUUUUCAUCAGAUUUUUCGCAAACAAUUUUCGCCCAUCAAAACGCAGCGAAUUAGCAUAUCGAUUAGUUGGCCGCUGUGACCAUCUGUCAGAUGAGAACAACAAAAAAAAACAAUUUGUCACUCUUCCCGCGUCCACUUCUACCCGUCCUUUAUCAUUCAUUCUUUGGGAAAACGGAACAAGUUCUCUUCUUUUCUCGCCCUUUUCGUGCAAUAUCGCGUCGCCGUGUUGGCACUAAAGUGACACGGUUGACCUCGAUUUGUCUCCCUUUUCCUUCCUUCUGCAGUCUGGCCCUCCCCUAUUUACCCAAGCUUCGAACCGCUCGAUACUCUCCCUAUUCGCCGAUUUAUUGCAGAUCGAUUCAAUGAAAUAUGACCAGCGAGUGAAUGGGAACGGCGGAGGUAUUAUGAAACUGUCAAACUGACUUCCCUCUUAUAUUACGUCUUUCAGCUGCAACAUUCGGUAUGAUGAACGAUUGGACAAGAGCCUACGAGACGACUUCUCCGCCUUCGUCAAGAUAUGGAGAAGACGAUACUUCGUCGGUGACUCAAUCUAGGUACUUAAAAUAGUAGUUAGGAUCUUGCUCAGCUCCGUCUUGCUCAUUUUACCUUGAAAUCACCAGCUUUUCAGACCUCGUCGCAGUCGGUUGGACAAUGAUAUUGCUCCUCCCCGUUGCCCUGCGAUUGUUCAACCGAUCCGUCCGGCAUCCGGAAAGAGCAGCAAAGUAGGAAACGGAGGAAUCCACAACGGAGGAUCGAGAGGUCACAACUCCACUUUCAACGGAUAUGAACAUCACAACUACAAUCGGUUUGUUUUCAAAUCUAUUUUUGUUCAUAUGCUUUCUCUUCAGAAACUAUUACAACUCGUCGCGAGGCCCGAAUGAAACCUUUUCUGGAUUGUACCCUCCAUCUCGCCAAGUCUCCGGCUAUACAAGUGAUUUUAUGAACAGCCGGGGCGUUGUUGGAAUGCUUCCGAAUAAAAUGCGCGAGCCAAGACGCCCCAGGUCGACGGCAGCUGAAAAAUACACUAACAAUGUGUCUAACAAUGGUAGAAGCGGGUUCGGCGGCUACGAAAGCGGCGAGUUCUCGACCUCGGAAGAGGGAAGAAAUCAAAGACAGCGCGAUUCUGAAGAAAACUCGGAGGAUGAGGACGAAGUAGAGGAAGAGGACAUGAGAAAUUACUAUUUAGAGGCACGGAGAGCGCAAGGCUCAAGAAGUGUUACGAACAAUUUCUCGUCGAAUACGUUCAAUGGAGACGACGAUAAAUAUUACUACGGCGUAGUUCAUCUGAACGCGCAAAGAGUAGAUCACGUGCUCCGAACGAUGCCGCCUCCUGAAGAGUAUUUCAAUCUGAAGCCCAUCGAACGUGUUGGCUAUUUGUUCUACUGCGCUGUUUAUCAGAAACCCUAUCGCAACGUUUUGGAGUUUCACAAGAUUUUCAAUCGCGAGUAUUACAAGUUCGUUUGUGCUGGUGACUCCGAUGAUGCCGCACUUUUCAAGGUAAAUUAUCUAUGAGAACUGCUUAUUAAAAAUUAGUUUUGUAGAUCUGUAGAGGAAUCCAGGAUCGCUUCCAAGCGAAGCAGCUUGAGGAAUCGAGAAAAGCGUACGAGAAGGCACAACAGGCGGCCGCUGAAAAUGAGAAAUUAGACUACAACCAGUAAGCAUUAAAAUAUUUCUAAAACUCCAUAACUGAUAUUUCCAGGCAUCGUAUCGUCGACCAAGAAGAUCAAAUGACUAUCUCGAAGCCCGACGAAGUUCUCGGAAACGGACCUCUCCACUACCAUAAAUGCCUUCAAUUCGCUACGAUUGGCGUCGGAGGCAAACUGGUUAUUGUCCGUCCGGCGGGCACAGUCGAUCCAAUGUCUGGUAACGUGCUCAGUACUGCGAGCGUUCAUGUCGAUGACUUGAAAAGUCUACUGUAUUCUGAUGAUCAAUCGAGCAAAGUCAUCGAGUCGGUACAAAAUUUCAAAGGGCCUCUAAUCGCCGGACAAACGCCCACGCACUCCGUCCGUCUCUAUAUUCAACGUCAAAUCGAUGCACUUCGACGAAUUCGAGAUGACGGAAAAGUGAAGAAAAGCGAAGUAAUGGAUGCGCUUCUCAUCUGGCAACUUCUUGAAAUCAUGGUGCAGCAGCACGGAGUAAGAUAAUCGGAUCUUUUCUGGAUCAACAAUUUUGUUUCCAGAGAGUUACGGGACCGGAUGUGGCUACUUUGCUGACCAAUGCUUCCGAAGAACUUUUGGAAAAAACUGGAAUUGCAGAGAGCGCAGCCAGUGAACCGAUUCAUAAGGCAGAGGCCAAAGAACGAUUCAACAAGUUCUUACUUGGCGGUCAUAUUAAUGUUAGAAUGGAGUAUUCUAGAAUUCUAAAUGACUAUUAAUUUUUACAGGAAGCCGUGGAGAGUGCCAUUUCAGAUGGCCUCUACGCUGAUGCGAUGACUCUCAUUCGUCGUUUGCACCCGAAUGACGCCAAGAAGAUUGAAGAGAUCGAAACUCGCUUCAUGAAUCUGCGGUCUGUCGAUGAUCCGUUCGCAACUCUUGUCUCGGUGGCGAGUAAUCAGCCACCUCCGAUCCUGACCAAUACUGCAUUUGAUGACGACAACAACUGGAAACGACACGCUGCAAUCGUGCUCGCCAAUCUGAGCUCGCCGACAGCUAUGCACACGGUAUCCCACUACUUUCAUUAGAAAAAGAAACGUUUGCUUUUCAAGGUCUAUAACCUCGGUUUGCUUUUGGCAAAGAGAGAACGUCACUGUGCCGCCGACUUCUGCCUUCUCGUCACGUGCGUCUUGGCUGGUUACGAUCCGUUCUUCCCGUUGGGGCAUGCGGAAGGGGAAGAAAAGUCACGAAAACACAUUGGUCUCGUUCACAGCGGCACGCAUUUGUUGAAUCUCGUGGAUGGAUUGUCCGGAACUGCUGGGUUUGUGACUAUCUGAAUAUCAGAAUAUCUCUUUUUUCACAGAUUUUCGUUCACUGAUUUGCAUGCUACGGACAUCUUCGACUACGCUCUCCGUCUUGGAAACAAUAACGCCCAUACGCCACUGGCGAAAUCAGUGGAUUAUCAAUGUGCUAGAAUUGAGUACGCCAAAAAGCUGUCGUCGUACGGAGGCUUUGCCACUGACUCGUUCAGGUGAAUAGAAUCAUCUUAUUUCACUCCCUCACUAAUUUUUUUCAGAUACUGCACCGAGGUGGCGAGCUCUCUGUGGAUGUACAUUUCCGAAUUCGAUAAAAACACUCUGCUCAAUCUUUGUGAUCUGGCUGACAGUCUGCAGUACGUUGCUGCUACGACAUCAGCCGAAAUCGAAUGGAUUGGAACGCUGAGAAUGAUGGUAGAGGGCGGUGUUCCACCGGCGCCUGCUCAAGUAGCAGAACAAGUGCCUGUCGAGCAGCAUUCUCUCACGUCGGAAGCACGAGAGUGGCACAACGAGCACCAGGCCCCAAUUGAGAUAGCCAAGAAGAUAGUGCAACAGCAGCAGAUAGAACACUUGCCCGUUGCUCAAUCACAUCUGGCCCCACAAGCCUAUCAGCAACCGCAACAGCUCCCUUCCAUUUCUCCACCGCAACCUGCUGCUGCUCCGGUUCCUCCAGAUCAACCAUCUGAAUCGUCCGAGUCGUAUGAGACUACUGUUGGGUCGACUGAAACUGAUCGUUCAACAUCUGUAGCCGCUUCAACUUCUAGAGCAUCCACUGUUCCGGAGCCUUCCCGACCACCACCGAAAAAGACAGAACAGCAGCCGGGGUUCACAGCACCGCCGCUAGCAGUCUACCGGUCCGUUUCAGAGACGAAAGCGCCGUCUGAUUUCUACAAUCCAAUUUCGACUCCUACUCCAGAACCAUAUCUUCCAACUCCUUCCGCACCAACACAAAGUCAACCGAUUCCAAUUGCGAAUGAAAUGGCCGCAGACGUGGCAAAGAGUCCGCGAUCGGAGCUUGAUGAUAUCUGGGGCUCCGGUUCACCUGCCGCUCCACCAGCACCCAUGAUGCAUAAUACCAUGCCUACAAUGCCUCCAAUGCCGGCAGCACCUCUACCAUCGGCUCCAGUUCUACAGCAUCCGUCUUUGACGAAUAAGCCUUCUAUUCCAAAUACCAGGACGGUGAGCUUGAUUUCUCAAUUAAUUUCAAACAAAAGAGAAUUGCAGGCGCCGCCACCUGCAUCUGAAAAGCAAGCAGCUCCUUUGCAGAACGAGCAACGCAAAACGUCGAAAGGAUGGUUUGGAGCAAUUACAGAGAAAGUGAUGAAGUCGAUUCCGUCGUCUAACCAAAUGAUACUUCCGGAUGACAAAAAGCCUUCGGUCGGUUUUACGAAGCUUUCGUUUGUGAUUUAACUAUUAUGUUUUCAGAUUAUUUGGGACGACAAACUGAAGAAGUACGUUGGAACUGGAGUGGAGGAAGAAGUGGUUGCUCCUCCGCCACCAGUUAUGUCCGUUCCUCACUUGAUGGGCGGAGGUCCCGAUUCAAACAAGUCGAGCACUAACAGUCUGAGGAAUGCGAGAAGUGGUGUCGGGUCUCGGUACCUCCAGUCGGGCAUGACCACAAGCCAAGUUCCAGCAAUGGAUACUGGAAUGCCUUCCAUGAUGCCUCCGACUAUGAUGCCUCUGCCGACUUCAUUUGGAUUCAUACCGACUGAUACUGAUGGUAAUAAUUGCAUUUGAGUUUACAGCAACUCAACACAUUCCUACUUCCAGAUUCUUCUGAGUUUGUUGACCCAUUCAGCCGUGAAGCAAACCCCUCGAUUUCUUCUGAAACAGGCACCGAAGAUGCCCAAUAA